GGGAAACAGAAUUACCUUCCCCAUCCUAGGCAGAAUUAUCUGUCCUUGAGCACACUUCCACUACAGGAAUGAAGUAAUUCAGACUGUGGGGAUGGUACCAGAAGAUCUCAAAAUGAUUAUCUUCUAAGCUAACAAGUGAAUCACAACUCCAACCGAGAACACGUGGAAUACAGUCUUGGAAUCACCUCUUUAAAAGUCCCGUGCUCCCUUUGAUGGGCAAAAUAACAGCCUCUGGGACAGGAGUCCCCUGUGCAGCGUCUUUGCUAGCAAAGCAGUAAAUUUUUUUUUUUCCUUUUUGUCAAAACUGUGUCCUCAAUAUUGAAUUGGUAUCAGGGACAAGGACCAAGCUUUUGGUAACAUAUUGGACAAUAUUAGUAUGUGGAGGAACAGUACAGCAUGCUGGGCUCCGGAUUUAAAGCUGAGCGUUUACGAGUCAAUUUGAGAUUAGUCAUAAAUCGUCUUAAACUAUUGGAGAAAAAAAAAAGUAAUGGGAUUUGUGCCUUAGCGGAACUGGCCCAGAAAGCAAGGAAGGAGAUUGCUGACUAUCUGGCUGCUGGGAAAGAUGAGAGAGCUCGUAUUCGUGUGGAGCACAUUAUUCGGGAAGACUACCUCGUAGAGGCCAUGGAGAUCCUGGAGCUGUACUGUGACCUGCUGCUGGCUCGGUUUGGCCUCAUCCAGUCUAUGAAGGAGCUAGAUUCUGGUCUGGCCGAAUCUGUGUCUACACUGAUCUGGGCUGCUCCUCGACUCCAGUCAGAAGUGGCUGAGUUGAAAAUUGUUGCUGAUCAGCUCUGUGCCAAAUAUAGCAAGGAAUAUGGCAAGUUAUGUAGGACCAACCAGAUUGGAACUGUGAAUGACAGGCUAAUGCACAAACUGAGUGUGGAAGCCCCACCCAAAAUCCUGGUGGAGAGAUACCUUAUUGAAAUUGCCAAGAAUUACAAUGUACCCUAUGAACCUGACUCUGUGGUCAUGGCAGAAGCUCCUCCUGGAGUAGAAACAGAUCUCAUUGAUGUUGGAUUCACAGAUGAUGUGAAGAAAGGUGGCCCUGGAAGAGGAGGAGGUGGUGGUGGGUUCACAGCACCUGUUGGUGGAACUGAUGGAACAGUGCCAAUGCCUAUGCCUAUGCCUAUGCCCAUGCCAUCUCCAAAUCCUCCCUUCUCAUAUCCACUGCCUAAGGGACCAUCGGAUUUCAAUGGCUUGCCAGUGGGGACUUAUCAGGCCUUUCCCAAUAUUAAUCCACCUCAGAUACCAGCAACUCCCCCAUCAUAUGAAUCUGUUGAUGACAUUAAUGCUGAUAAGAAUAUUUCUUCUGCACAGAUAAUUGGACCUGGACCCAAGCAGGAAGCCUCUGCAAAGCCCCCUUCUAGACCUAUGGAUAACUAUGACAACUUUGUACUGCCAGAGUUACCAUCUGUGCCAGACACACUGCCAACUUCAUCUGCUGGUGCCAGCAACUCAGCUUCUGAAGACAUUGACUUUGAUGAUCUUUCCCGGAGAUUUGAAGAACUAAAAAAGAAGACAUAGGUCUCUUAAAUCAGGCAACCUCCACGUUCUGGAAGUUGAGACUGAGUAGUUUCUCCUUGUAACAAAGAAUCUCCAUGAAAUUCCGUUUCAUCUAUUAACCAUCACUGAGCGUGACACUCUUCCUUGGGGCUCUCUUCCUGCUCUACCAAAUUCUGUUGCUUUCCAGUUCUCUAUUGAGACUAAGACACUAACAACUGGAGACUGAGGCCAGAACCCUGGCUCCUGGCAGUUGUGCCUGUUUCCUGACAGAGAGAUCCCAGGUUUUCUCCCACAAUCCUUCCCCAGGAGAAUGAGAAGAUGAAGCAUUGUGAGGAGAGCCACUGGAGAUGGCUGGACUGUGGAGGAGAGCUCCUCAUGAAGUGUCUCAGCCGUCAGUUGUGGUUCCAGACUUGGAAACACUUCCCUCUGUACAGAGGGAUUGUGCUGAGAAUCAAAGCCACUGUGUGUUUUCUCACUCUCUCAUAAGUAGGAGAGAGAGAAAGUGGCUCAGGAAGCCAUGGUAAUGGUUCUUGGAAGCUGGGCUCUUUCCUUGGCAUGUACACUACUCCUUGCUGCAGGGCACUGUUCCACCUGGAUCCAGUUGCAAAGUGGAUUUCAAAAAAGUUGAAGGCCUCUCUUAGUUCUACUGGAUUCUCAGGGAGCCCUCUGUGGCCUUUUACUUUAUUUUGAGUGCUGUUUCCCCCUUUUUACCAGAGAACAGCACUGUAGAAUUUUGUUUUUGCCCAUAGCAUGUUAAUAGCAGAGGGAGGACAGGUCACAUAUUGGGCAGAAGUUGCUGUUCAAGCCUAGGGUGGGCUUCCAGCUGCCUUAAUAGAAAUACUCAAGUCUCUUGGGUAGUGAGCUGGAAGGCCUACAGGAGAAGAGGGGAACCUGUUUUCAUUUGAAAACUUUAUGAUUAAGGGAAUCUUUAAAAACUGAUUUCAUAUUUUUAGUGCCCAUGUGACUAUAUUUCACUGCUUUUCUGGGUGGAUCAGACUUGUUUAUUGUAACUUAUGUGCUCCUUUGUCCCCUAAGGUCAUCCUUCCACACAGGGUUGGCUUUGAGAUUAAAGAUAGGAUUUUUGCUUCUGUGUAGCACAGCUGUACAUAACCUGUUUCAAGCAACUUUCUUCAAUGUUAUUGAUUUGUAUUUCAUAGCUUGGUAGUUGCUAAUAAAAUUAGAAGAUCCUGUGUC
Messenger RNA from Ictidomys tridecemlineatus (thirteen-lined ground squirrel), 2694 nucleotides. NCBI's taxonomy places the organism in Eukaryota, Metazoa, Chordata, Mammalia, Rodentia, Sciuridae. The record is from RefSeq and is a predicted model, not a curated record.